GCUGCUUUAGAAAUUGUAAAUAAAAAAACCAAACUUUUUGCCGGCAUAGCUUUUUUUAUGACGUAGCCUAAUUGGAAUAAAAAAAUUAUGAAAAUUAAUGUAAUCAAGGCAGAUGUUAUAGCUGCACUAAGUGUCGCCGUAGCUAUUCGUUGCAUCGUAUCGCUUUAUUCAUACUCUGGCGCUGGGAACCCACCAAUGUAUGGAGACUACGAGGCACAAAGGCAUUGGCAAGAGAUUACCACAAAUGUACAGCCAAGAGAUUGGUACAGAAACACAACAGAAAAUGAUUUAUUGUACUGGGGACUUGAUUACCCACCUAUAACAGCGUAUCACAGCUAUAUCAUUGGUAUUGUUGGUAAAGGGCUCAAUGAAAGUUUUGUCAAAUUGGGUGAAUCACGAGGCAUUGAAUCUGCGGCACAUAAAAAUUUUAUGCGAAUGACGGUAUUAUUUGCUGACAUCCUUUUAUAUCUGCCAGCUAUUUUAAUAUUUGGCACGGUGCUAUUUACAAAUUUUAAGAAAUCGUUGCUCUUUUAUCUGCUACCCAUGGUUUUUUAUCCUGGACAAAUUCUUAUUGAUAACGGACACUUCCAGUACAAUAAUGUAUCACUUGGUUUAUGCUUAUUAGCAGUAGCUGCUAUUUUUAAGGGACGUUUUUAUUUGGGUUCAUUUCUAUAUACGUUGGCUUUAAAUUAUAAACAAAUGGAGCUCUACCAUGCAUUACCCUUUUUCAUUUACCUACUGCGAACGUGUUGUGAUCAAAAGGGAUUCUUGUCAAAACUUAAAACAUUUGCGUUUAUAGCUAGUACGGUUUUAGCUACGUUUCUGGUAAUUUGGCUACCAUGGCUAACAUCGGUGACGUCUAUACUGGAAGUGCUCUAUCGGCUGUUCCCCAUUGGACGCGGCGUCUUCGAAGAUAAAGUAGCUAACUUUUGGUGUGCUCUCAAUGUGGUUUAUAAAAUCAAAAACAAAUUACAAAACCAACAAAUGGCCACGCUAUGUUUAGGUGUCACAGCAGCUUUUGUAUUGCCAAUCAACAUACAUAUGUUCUUUAACAAAAGAAAACAAACAUUCCUUUUGAGUUUGGUGAGCACGGCCAUGGCUUUUUACUUGUUUUCCUUUCAGGUUCAUGAAAAAUCUAUACUACUUGUUGCUGUACCUGCAUUGGGUUUGUUCAGCAGUUACCCCCUGGAAACUCUAUGGUUUCUGGAAGCUACGGUGUUUAGCAUGUUUCCUUUAUACGUUAAAGAUGGUCUGGUGAUCCCAUUUUUUGCGCUGCUCUUUAUCUAUCAUUUCUGCAUUAAACACAUACUUCUGAAAGAACUUAAACAGGACUUUAAAAGUAGUUCACUAUCUGCUUCUUCGUCAAUUUCGAUAUUUUCUAUGUUUUUUAUUGCGUUAGUAUCUUUAUAUGCACCGGCUCCUGAAAGGUACCCAUUUAUAUGGCCUUUGCUAAUUUGUCUACAUAGCUUUGCACACUUUUUCGUAUAUUUUGGAUUCUGUAUAUCACAUCAAAUUUCGGGAGAGUUUAAUGUAAAAAUUAAGUCAGCUUGAUAAGUUACAAGUAAUUUUUAAGCAAAAAAUAAAACCGACUUUAAUUCCCAUAUACAAAA
Messenger RNA from Rhagoletis zephyria (snowberry fruit fly), 1610 nucleotides. RefSeq names its product ALG6 alpha-1,3-glucosyltransferase garnysstan (gene gny). NCBI's taxonomy places the organism in Eukaryota, Metazoa, Arthropoda, Insecta, Diptera, Tephritidae. Gene Ontology annotation, biological process: protein N-linked glycosylation; dolichol-linked oligosaccharide biosynthetic process. Gene Ontology annotation, molecular function: dolichyl pyrophosphate Man9GlcNAc2 alpha-1,3-glucosyltransferase activity. Gene Ontology annotation, cellular component: endoplasmic reticulum membrane. The record is from RefSeq and is a predicted model, not a curated record.